AUGGCUUCGACGUCCGCUGAUUCCACGUAUAUCGCCAUCCCCGGCUCCGUUGCCUUCUCGCACUCUCGCGGUCAUGCCCUGGCUGCCAGUAUCGGCGCCCAGGAUGUCCGGGCCCAAUGGAUCCACUAUGUCCAUGCCACACAGCCCUUGGACGAGCCCCAACAAGCUGUCUUGAAGCAGUUGCUGCACUACGGUGAUAUCACUGAUAUCCCGGAGACUUUCAGCGACAAGGACGGCCAGUUCGACGUUUUCCAUGUCUUCCCUCGCACCGGAACGAUCUCCCCAUGGAGUUCCCAAGCUACUGGUAUCUCCCAUGUCUGUGGGCUGCGCAAGUACGUCAAGCGGAUUGAACGUGGUCUGAAGAUCUCGUGCCUUCGUGCGCAAUCGGGUGAAUACAAGCCUGGGUUCAAGGAUGUGCUUCACGACCGCAUGACGCAAAUCAUGAGCGAGGAGGAACCCGACCUGCACCUCAUGUUCUCCGAGCAUAGCCCUCUCCCUCUGGAGACGAUCCCCCUUCACGGUAGCGACAAGACUCCCAAGGAAGUUUUGCAAGAGGCCAACAAGCGACUUGGUCUGGCUUUGGAAGAGUCGGAGAUUGAUUACCUGGCUGACGCCUAUGGCCCCAACGGUCCCAUUGCUCGGGACCCCACCGAUGUCGAACUUUUCAUGUUUGCGCAGGUCAACUCGGAGCAUUGCCGUCACAAGCAGUUCAAUGCGUCAUGGGUCAUCGAUGGAGAGCAGAUGCCGAACAGCCUUUUCUCUAUGAUCCGGAAUACGCACAGAAAGAACCCCGAAUAUACCGUUAGUGCUUACAGUGAUAACGCUGCUGUCCUUGAAGGAGAUGUUGCUACUUUCUGGGCCCCUGACCCCAUGACCGGAGAAUGGAACCACACCAAGGAGGUUGUCCACUUCCUGGCCAAGGUUGAGACACACAACCACCCUACCGCCGUGUCUCCGUACCCUGGUGCUGCCACCGGAUCCGGAGGAGAGAUUCGUGACGAGGGUUCGGUCGGACGUGGAUCGAAGCCCAAGGCUGGUCUCGCUGGAUACUGUGUCUCCGAUUUGCUGAUCCCUGGCUUGAAACAGCCUUGGGAACUUGAAGUCGGCAAGCCUAACCACAUUGCUAGCAGUUUGGACAUUAUGCUCGAGGCUCCUAUCGGCAGUGCUGCCUACAACAACGAAUUCGGACGUCCUUGUAUUUUGGGUUAUUUCCGUACGCUCCUUACCGAAGUCGAUGUCGGAAACGGUCAAACUGAGGUUCGCGGCUACCACAAGCCUAUCAUGAUCGCGGGUGGCGUCGGAACUGUGAGACCCCAACACGCUAUCAAGAAGCCGGAGAUCGUCAAACCCGGUUGCUUCCUCGUCGUUCUUGGUGGACCCGCCAUGCUCAUUGGCCUUGGUGGUGGUGCCGCUUCCAGUAUCACCUCUGGCGAGGGUUCCGCAGAGCUCGACUUCGCCAGUGUCCAGAGAGGAAAUGCGGAAGUUCAGCGGAGAGCGCAGGAGGUCAUCAACGCCUGCACUGCCAUGGGAGCCAACAACCCCAUCAAGUUCAUCCACGAUGUUGGCGCUGGUGGACUGUCUAACGCGUUGCCGGAGCUGAUCCAUGACUCCGGCCUCGGUGCUACUUUCGAGCUCCGUGAGAUCGACAGCGCUGACAAGAGCAUGAGCCCCAUGCAGAUUUGGUGCUGUGAAGCUCAGGAGAGAUACGUACUGGCUGUUGGCGAGGACGGCAUGAACAAGUUCACUGCCAUUGCCAACCGUGAGCGUUGCGGUUUCUCUGUUGUUGGCCGCGGCGCUGGAGCGUCUGACGAGGAGAAGAGACUCAUUCUCCUCGACAGAGAAUCUACUGAGUACCCCAAGCCCAUCGACCUGCCCCUGUCGGUUCUCUUUGGAAAGCCGCCCCGGAUGACCAGAACUGUCGAUUCUCGCAAGCUGAAGCUGCCCGCGGUGGAUUCGAGUCUUACUACCUACUUGCCUGCUGUUGCGCCCAACAAUGUUGAACUCAUCAGCGAGGCUGCUAAGCGGGUCCUCUCUCUUCCUGCAGUUGGCUCGAAAUCCUUCCUUAUUACUAUCGGUGACAGAACUGUUGGUGGUCUUACUGCUCGCGACCAGAUGGUCGGCAGAUGGCAGACUCCUGUGUCCGAUGUUGCCGUCACCGCCACCGCCUUGCAGUCGGGCAUGAAGACUGGUGAGGCCAUGGCUAUGGGCGAGAAGCCUACCCUCGCCUUGAUCUCCGCAGCUGCCUCCGCACGGAUGGCUGUUGCCGAGUCCCUUAUGAACAUUGCUGCUGCUGAUCUUGUCGACCGUCUGAGCCGUGUCAAGCUCUCUGCUAACUGGAUGUCCGCCAGCAGCCACCCCGGCGAAGGUGCUGCUAUCUACGAGGCUGCCGAGGCCAUUGGUAUGGAUCUCUGCCCUAAGCUCGGUAUCAGCAUCCCUGUUGGCAAGGAUUCCAUGUCUAUGAAGAUGAAGUGGACCGAUGAGAACACGAAGGAGAACAAGGAGGUCACCGCUCCGAUGUCUUUGGUCAUCUCUGCUUUUGCCCCCGUGGGCAACUUCCGUAAGACCUGGACCCCUGCUUUGCGCCGUCUUGAGGACGUCGGUGAGACGGUUCUCAUGUUUGUCGAUCUGUCAUUCGGUCGCAAGGCCCUUGGUGGAUCUGCCCUUGCGCAGGUCUUCAACCAGGUUGGUGACGAGUGCCCUGAUGUCCGCAAUGUCGAGAUCUUCAGAGACUUCUUCGACGCUACCCAGCAGCUGCAAGACGCCGGUAUUGUUCUGGCUUACCACGAUCGGUCCGAUGGUGGUCUGUUCACAACCCUUGCUGAGAUGAUGUUUGCCGGCCGUUGUGGUGUUGAAGUCAUGCUCGACAACAUUUGCCCCACCGCAAACACGAAGGAUGUUGUCGACACUCUUUUCAACGAAGAACUCGGCGCCGUGUUCCAAGUUCGUAAGGAGCACGAAAUCCAGUUCCGGUCCUGCUUCGCUACCUGCGGCCCGCCCGCUGGUCUGAUCCACAAGAUCGGUCGUGUGUCUGAGAAACACAAGCAGAACCUUGUGAUCUACCGCGGACACAGCCUGGUGUACCGCAACAGCCGUGCCAACAUGCAGCAGGCCUGGGCCACGACUUCCUACCACAUGCAGAAGAUGCGUGACAACGCAGCCUGCGCAGAUCAGGAGUUCGCCAACAUCCUUGAUGACUCUGACCCUGGUCUUUCGUGGAACCCCACUUUUGACCCGAAGGACAAGGCUCUGCCCAUGCUCACUAGCUUGACCCAGUACUCGCCCUUCAGCAACAAGCCGCGGGUGGCUAUCCUCCGUGAGCAAGGUGUCAACAGUCAGGCUGAGAUGGCCUUUGCCUUCAACAUGGCUGGUUUCUCCGCUGUCGACGUUCACAUGACCGACAUUAUCUCUGGUCGCGUUUCGCUUGCCAGCUUCGCUGGUCUUGCGGCCUGCGGUGGGUUCUCCUACGGUGACGUCCUUGGAGCCGGUCAGGGCUGGGCCAAGUCCGUUCUGCUGCAUGACAACACCCGCAACGAGUUCCAGUCCUUCUUCCAGCGCCCGGACACGUUUGCCCUUGGUGUCUGCAACGGUUGCCAGUUCUUGUCUCGUCUGAAGGAGCUGAUCCCUGGCGCUCAGAACUGGCCCAGCUUUGAACGCAACGCCAGCGAACAGUACGAAGGUCGUGUCUGUAUGGUGCGCGUGUCCGACCCCGAUCCGUCCAGACCUAGCGUGUUCUUCCACGGUAUGCACGGCACGUCCCUGCCUAUCGCUGUUGCCCACGGAGAAGGUCGCGCGUCUUUCGCGGCUUCUCCCAACGUGUCGCCUCAGUCGUUCGUCCAGGAGGGUCUGGCCCCUGUCCAGUACGUAGACAAUGCCACUCUCAAGCCUACUAUGAAGUACCCCUUCAACCCCAACGGCAGCCCGGAGGGAAUUGCGGGUGUGCGCAGCGCCGACGGCCGUGUCCUGGCCAUCAUGCCCCACCCGGAGAGAACCAUUAUGAACGGGAUUGCUAGCUGGUUGCCUGCUAGUGCGGAGCAGUGGGGCGACAUUGGCCCCUGGGGCCGUGUGUUCUACAGUGCCAGAAGAUGGGUGGGUUAA
Aspergillus terreus NIH2624 is the source of this 4095-nucleotide messenger RNA. RefSeq names its product phosphoribosylformylglycinamidine synthase. NCBI's taxonomy places the organism in Eukaryota, Fungi, Ascomycota, Eurotiomycetes, Eurotiales, Aspergillaceae. Gene Ontology annotation, biological process: 'de novo' IMP biosynthetic process. The transcript has a single exon. The record is from RefSeq and is a predicted model, not a curated record. Bases 1 to 4095 code for a protein of 1364 amino acids. Gene Ontology annotation, molecular function: phosphoribosylformylglycinamidine synthase activity.